This is a messenger RNA of Catharus ustulatus (Swainson's thrush), 952 nucleotides long. Its product is annotated as endonuclease domain-containing 1 protein-like. The transcript is spliced from 3 exons. The coding region runs from base 119 to 952 and encodes 277 amino acids. The record is from RefSeq and is a predicted model, not a curated record. NCBI's taxonomy places the organism in Eukaryota, Metazoa, Chordata, Aves, Passeriformes, Turdidae. Gene Ontology annotation, molecular function: nucleic acid binding; metal ion binding; hydrolase activity.
ACUCCUGAGGAUUCAAACAGUCCUUUCUCCACGGAGAAUACUGAAGGAACUGUUCAGCUGCCUCUUCUGAGACUCUGCUGCAAGGGGAACAAGAGCCCUUCACUGAAAUCCUCCCACCAUGCUGAGGCUGCUGCUGCUGCUGCAGGUGUUGGCGAGCUGCCUCUGGCUGGGGCACAGCGAGGUGGUGGAGGCCUUUCUAGGACCUUGUGCUCUUUUUUUCUAUGAGAAAACCCCCCCACGUGGUGCCCUGCGUCCAACGAAUGCAGCCAGGAUCUGCCAGUUCUAUGACAACAAAUAUCGCUUUGCCACACUGUAUGACAGAAACAACAGAAUUCCAGUGUACUCUGCUUACAUCUGCAAGCCUGGACCAGGAGACAGAGAUCAGCCAUGGUUGGUUGAGCCUCAGCUGAUCGACCAAAGUUAUCACAAGUAUAUGGAAGGAGAGGAUUCCAUCAUACGAGAAUACAAGAUCAAAUCACAGCAGAUUGCCAAGAAUCAGGCUAUUGACAAAGACUACAGUGAAGCCCUGUUUCUGGACCGUGGUCACUUGUGUCCCAGUGGCCACCAUACUGGUGAUGACAAGAACGCUACCUUCACUCUCACCAACAUAGUGCCCCAGUACACAAUACUCAACCAGGGUGCCUGGCAUGACUACGAGAACACGGUGGCCCAGGAAUCCCAGGGCUGUGACACCACCUAUGUCCUCACGGGUGCUGUACCUGGGAAGACCUACAUCUCCAAUGGGAGGGUUAAUGUACCCAGCCACAUCUGGUCAGCUGCCUGCUGUGUGAGGGGCAAACAGCCCAUAAACGCUUGGGGAGCCAUUGCUGAGAACAAGAAAGACAUGAACGUGGUGACUAGACUCAACCUGAAGAGGCUAGAGAAGAGUUUGUCCGACCUCUAUGAGGGAAAGGAUGUUACUCUGUUCAAAAAUUCCUGUUCCCAGCAGUAA